UUGUAUAAAAACUGAAUAAGUUACUAUCUCACAGUUUAUUGUAUAAAAACUAAAUAAGUUACUAUCUCACAGUUUAUUGUAUAAAAACAAAAUGAGUUACUACCAGCUCACAGUUUAUUGUAUAAAAACUAAAUAAGUUACUACCUCACAGUUUGUUGUAUAAAAACUAAAUAAGUAACUAUCUCACAGUUUAUUGUAUAAAAACUAAAUAAGUUACUUUCUCACAGUUUAUUGUAUAAAAACUGAGUAAGUUACUAUCUCACAGUUUAUUGUAUAAAAACUAAAUGAGUUGCUACCUUGUAACCUCGCUGGCCACAUUUUUUUAAAAAUAGAAUAAAAUAGAAGAACAUUUAAAAGGGAAAUAUUUCUUUCAUGUUAAAUGGCAUUUCUUCAGGAAAGCUGAUUUCAGAUAUUUUAAUUGAUUUCCGGUCCUGCUCUGGAUCUGACUGAGUUGAAAAUAUGCUAGACAACGAGUAUACAGAUUUGGAGGCACGUCUUAAUUUAGAUUUUAAUCUGGAUUUAGAUCUUAGGCUGAAGAGCGAAUAUGAAUCUGGAUCUGAUGUCAAAUCACUCUCGGAAAUUGAAUCAAAAUCGGAAAUUGAAUCAAAAUCGGAAAUUGAACCAAAAUCGGAAAUUGAACCAAAAUCAGAAAUUGAACCAAAAUCUGAAGUUGAGCCUAGAUCUGAUACUGAGCCAAGGUCUGAAAUUGAGCCUAUGUCGGAGAUUGAGCCAAGGUCGGAGAUUGAGCCAAGGUCGGAGAUUGAGCCAAGGUCUGAAAUAGAGCCUAGAUCUGAGAUUGAGCCAAAAUGUGAGUUUGAUGCAAAACGAGAUAUUGCAGAAAAUCUUGAUCUUCUCCUUUUUGAUCUUGUUCUUGCUGGCAAGGUAAGUCUUCUCAUUCUAUGGCUAUUUUCUUCAUUCUGAUCAUUAUUUGCUUGAUCUUGAUCAUUAUUUUCUUCAUCUUGAUCGUUUUUUGCUUGAUCUUCACUAGUUUCAGGAUCUUCCAAAACAUAAUUGUUCGAUGCGUCUUUAACUAGGUUUGUUCUUUUCUCCUUUGUAUUCUUAAUAUCUCCUUCUUCUUGAUCCUUUGCUUUAGAAACAAGAAUAGUUGGAAUCCUUCUAACCCUGGACAAGAGUCUUAAUCUGCUCUUGGGAACAUUAAUUGAGGAGUC
Molecule: messenger RNA, 1169 nt
Organism: Eurytemora carolleeae
Lineage: Eukaryota; Metazoa; Arthropoda; Copepoda; Calanoida; Temoridae
Product: constitutive coactivator of peroxisome proliferator-activated receptor gamma-like
Exons: 1
Coding region: 460-921 (153 amino acids)
Source: RefSeq, a predicted model, not a curated record